AUGGUCAUCUCCUCCGAGAGCAUCACAAACUCUGAUAACAGAGGCUGGCUGGCAUUUUACGCCACUACAGACGAGGCGGAAUAUCUCCUGAAGACGGAAUUUCAAGGAUUCGAAGAUUCCCUUACUGGAUGCAUUAUGCCGGCUUGUGAUGAGUAUCACGUCCCUCACCAGAUUAAGGAGCAUAAUGACUUCAUUGCCCCUGGAAUCAAGCUGCUUGCACCGAUUGAUAUCAAAGCAAAGGUCAAGCGUAAAAAUAUGAGACGUAUUGUGAACAAAAACCGUUCCUGGCCUAGGAACCCGAAUUUCCCCAAGAUGUUGGAGUAUUAUUUGAGCUUGCCCUAA
Messenger RNA from Talaromyces atroroseus, 342 nucleotides. RefSeq lists its product as hypothetical. Bases 1 to 342 code for a protein of 113 amino acids. The record is from RefSeq and is a predicted model, not a curated record. Gene Ontology annotation, molecular function: serine-type peptidase activity. Lineage: Eukaryota; Fungi; Ascomycota; Eurotiomycetes; Eurotiales; Trichocomaceae. The transcript has a single exon.